Molecule: messenger RNA, 1863 nt
Organism: Abrus precatorius (Indian licorice)
Lineage: Eukaryota; Viridiplantae; Streptophyta; Magnoliopsida; Fabales; Fabaceae
Product: beta-glucosidase 25
Exons: 13
Coding region: 234-1763 (509 amino acids)
Biological process (GO): carbohydrate metabolic process
Molecular function (GO): beta-glucosidase activity
Source: RefSeq, a predicted model, not a curated record
CCUUAGAGGCUCAUCUGUCUCUUAAGAACAAAAAUGGAAAUCCAUUUCUCAUAACCUACUCCUGUUUCUAAGGAAACCCAUCCUCUUUAAUCUAUUUCUUCUUCAUCCAUAGCCUUCAUCUUUACAACAAAGAUAGCUAAGAUUUUUUCUAUAUAUAAAUAAAGCCCUGCAAUAUAGCUCUAACCACAAGAGACUAACUAACCAAUUAAGAAAACUUUUCAACAUCAACCACCAUGAGGGUUGUUGGUAUUACUACUAGUAUUACCCUUUUCCUCAUUGCACCACUCCUUGGGAAGGCAGAAUCAAUAACCAGAGCAGAUUUUCCAAAGGGGUUUAUCUUUGGAACUGCUUCUUCAGCUCACCAGUUUGAGGGUGCUGUUGAUGAAGGAAAUAAAGGAGAUAGCAUAUGGGAUACUUUUUCAAGGAUACCAGGGAGAAUUGUGGACUUCAGUAACGCAGACAUGGCAGUGGAUCAAUAUCACCGAUUUCAGAAUGAUGUAAACUUGAUGAAGGAUUUGGGAAUGGAUUCUUACAGAUUUUCCAUCUCAUGGCCAAGAAUUUUCCCAAAUGGAACAGGGGAACCCAAUACAGAGGGAAUAAAUUAUUACAACAGCCUCAUUGAUGCUUUACUAGAAAAAGGAAUCCAGCCUUUUGUAACUCUAUAUCAUUGGGAUCUUCCACAGAUGCUUGAAGAUAAAUAUGAAGGAUGGCUAAGCAAACAAAUCAUAAAAGAUUUUGAGCAUUAUGCCUAUACCUGCUUCCAAGCUUUUGGCGACAGAGUUAAGCACUGGAUUACCUUCAAUGAGCCUCACAACUUUGCACUUCAUGGUUAUGAUUUAGGCAUUCAAGCACCAGGAAGAUGUUCCCUUUUGGGUCAUCUUCUAUGCAAGAAGGGAAAAUCAUCCACUGAGCCAUAUAUUGUUGCUCAUAACAUUCUCUUAUCCCAUGCAGCUGCCUAUAGAAGUUAUCACCAACAUUUCAAGCAUCAACAAGAAGGUCAAAUAGGGAUAGCACUAGAUGCCAUUUGGUAUGAACCCAUAACAGAACUUGAUGAAGACAGAGAUGCAGCAGCAAGAGCUAUGGACUUUUCACUUGGAUGGUUCCUUGACCCACUUUUCUUCGGAAAAUAUCCACUCUCAAUGAGAAAACUUGUAGCUGAGAGAUUGCCAGAGAUUUCUGAUGACAACUCAAACCUGCUUGUGGGAUCUUUGGAUUUUAUUGGCAUAAAUCACUAUACUUCUGUGUAUACUCGUAAUGACAGGACUAAGAUUCGAAAACUGGUUAUGCAUGAUGCUACUACUGAUGCUGCUGUCAUUACAACUGCAUACCGAAGAGGAUCUGCAAUUGGAGAAAAGGCAGCUUCAGGUUGGCUGCAUAUUGUUCCGUGGGGCAUCCGAAAGUUGGUUAAACAUGUGAAAAGCAAAUAUGGGAACACACCAGUAAUUAUAACAGAGAAUGGAAUGGAUGACCCAAAUGGACCCUUUAUGAACAUACAAAAGGCAUUAAGAGAUGACAAGAGGAUAAGAUACCAUAGGGACUAUCUCUCAAACCUAUCUGCAGCUAUAAGGCAAGACGAUUGCAAUGUACGUGGUUACUUUGUAUGGUCAUUACUUGACAAUUGGGAGUGGAACAUGGGAUAUACUGUACGCUUUGGACUCUACUAUGUGGAUUUCAGGAACAACCUUACUAGGAUACCAAAAGACUCGGUGCAAUGGUUCAAAAACAUGCUCAGAUUAGAAACAGAAACGAGUAGUGAAAUUUGAAUUGCUUUGUCUUACAUCAAAUGGAUUUUGUAAUUGUAAGGCUCUUUGGAAAAUAGUGAAUGAAAUGAAAUUUACAAAGCAGUAAAAAAUGGUAAUGAAC